Molecule: messenger RNA, 1515 nt
Organism: Choloepus didactylus (southern two-toed sloth)
Lineage: Eukaryota; Metazoa; Chordata; Mammalia; Pilosa; Megalonychidae
Gene: PINX1
Product: PIN2 (TERF1) interacting telomerase inhibitor 1
Exons: 7
Coding region: 116-1114 (332 amino acids)
Biological process (GO): regulation of ribosome biogenesis
Cellular component (GO): nucleolus
Molecular function (GO): telomerase inhibitor activity; nucleic acid binding
Source: RefSeq, a predicted model, not a curated record
CGAAGCCAUUUGUCUAGGGUGCGACUAAGGCGAUGCUAGCUUUUCAACAAGCUAACAGCGGAGUUGCCUCAGUCGUCCAGGUCCCAAGGCCCGCGGCAUAAUAAGGCGCUCGGAAAUGUCGAUGCUGGCUGAGCGUCGGCGGAAGCAGAAGUGGGCUGUGGAUCCAAGAAACACUGCCUGGAGUAAUGAUGAUUCCAAGUUUGGCCAAAGGAUGCUAGAGAAGAUGGGGUGGUCAAAAGGAAAGGGUUUAGGGGCUCAAGAGCAAGGAGCCACAGAUCAUAUUAAAGUUCAAGUUAAAAAUAAUCACCUGGGACUUGGAGCUACAAUCAAUAAUGAAGACAACUGGAUUGCUCAUCAAGAUGAUUUUAACCAGCUUCUCACUGAACUGAACACUUGCCAUGGGCAGGAAAAAGCAGAUUCCUCAGACAACAAGGAGAAGAAAUCUUUUAGCCUUGAAAAAAAGUCCAAAAUUUCCAAAAACCGUGUUCAUUACAUGAAAUUCACAAAAGGGAAGGAUCUAUCAUCUCGGAGCAAAGUGGACCUUGAUUGCAUUUUUGGGAAAAGGCAGAGUAAGAAGACUACUGAGGAUGAUUCCACACCCGGCACUCCAGAUGAGAAUGAGACUUCCACUACCACAACCAGUGCCUUCACCAUCCAGGAGUAUUUUGCCAAGAGGAUGGCAGAGCUAAAGAACAAGCCCCAGGUCACAGCUGCAGGUCCUGAACUUUCAAAGACCCAAACUGAAUGGAAAAGGGGAAAGAAAAGAAACAGGGAAGAAAAAGAUAAAAACGUGGAGAAUUGCACCCAACCCAAGGCCAAGCAGCCUAAAAAGGAAAAGUCUCAGGGAAAAGAGAGUCCUGUGUGCGCAGCCAAGAAGAGAAGAGACCAAGUUGAACAGCCACUCAGAGACCCUUGCUGUGACAAGAAUUCCAACAAUUCUGCUGAGGGUGGGGAGGAUGGUGUGUGGCCACCUGGAGACCAGGAAUUUACCCCAAAACCCAGAAAAAGGAAAGAAAAGAACAAGCUAAAAAAGCAGAGAGAGGCAGCAGUGGACACUACACUAGAGGAAACACCAGUGAAAAAGAAGAAGAAAAAGAAGAAAGGUUCCAAGUAAAUAUCUCUAGCCAGGGCCUUCCAGAUGUCAGGCGCUGCCAGGGCAAAAAUCGUUGGCCUGAAGUCAGAGCAUAGUUUAACCCGAGAUAGUUUGUUCACAUCUUUUAACAUGUCCAUGGAUUGCUGAGUCUCGCCCUCUCACCACAUUUUUCCCAAAUCAUAUUCCCAGAAGAAUUUUUUUUUAAUGUUCCAAAUCAUGGAUCUCCUAAGCAAAUAAAUUCCUUUUUAGGUUCUCAACCCUUCACCAUGAGUGUUUAUUCACAUUCAUAUGAAUACAUUGAGUCGUGUACAUGUAUGCAUGUGUAUGCAUACAUAUCAUAGUUUGUAUCUUCUAUUGGCUUCCUUCAAUAACAAUAUGCUUCCUUCUGAAGAACUUAAUCUAAUAAAAGGAUUAAGAGUCAA